Messenger RNA from Melanotaenia boesemani (Boeseman's rainbowfish), 1519 nucleotides. It is a transcript of the gene cdk15, whose product is annotated as cyclin-dependent kinase 15. Gene Ontology annotation, molecular function: cyclin binding; cyclin-dependent protein serine/threonine kinase activity; ATP binding. Gene Ontology annotation, cellular component: cytosol; nucleus; cytoplasm. Lineage: Eukaryota; Metazoa; Chordata; Actinopteri; Atheriniformes; Melanotaeniidae. The coding region runs from base 344 to 1501 and encodes 385 amino acids. The transcript has 12 exons. The record is from RefSeq and is a predicted model, not a curated record. Gene Ontology annotation, biological process: protein phosphorylation.
ACUUCAGAAUGGUGUUCCAUAGCUUAAUAUGCUGAUAUCAAAUGUGUUUAAGAUAGUAUAAAUUUCUUCAGGUGGUAUUAAAGAUAAGGCUUUUAUGAGGGUAUAAAAGGUAUUUAAGAUGUCAUCAAAAGGUGUUUUUAAAAGUUCUUAAUAUGAUAUCAAAAUUGUUUAAGGUGAAAUAGGAAGCUUUCACGGGUGCUGUGAGGGUGUUUCAAGUAGCAUCAAAGGUGUCUAAGGUUAAGGUAGUAUCAAAGGUAUUAAAGUUGGUAUCAGAUCUUUUAGCUGACUUCAGAGUUUGACCCCCUCCUCCUCCAAUCUUGUCUUGCUGACCGAGUCUCUGUCAAUGUCCCAGGUGGAUCUGGACCAGUCAUCCCCUUCUGAAUCCCGGCCUCACUGGUUCCACACUCUGCAGGUCCGCCGGUUCAGAGUACAUCGAGGACGCAGCAACAGCGACCCGCUGAGGGGAACAACCAACCAGGACCCCUUCACCUGGAAACCGGGUCUGGAGUUUGGAGCUGCCCAGUCGUACCUGAGUCUGGAGAAACUGGGGGAAGGAGCAUUUGCUUCAGUCUAUAAAGGGAUCAGCAGGAUAAAUGGACAGCUGGUGGCUCUGAAGGUGAUUCGUAUGAAGACCGAGGAGGGCGUCCCAUUCACUGCUAUCAGAGAAGCCUCUCUGCUAAAACGUCUGAAACAUGCCAACAUCGUUCUCCUGCACGACAUCGUCCACACCAGAGAGACACUGACCUUGGUCUUUGAAUAUGUGCAGACAGACUUGGCUCAGUACAUGACACAGCACCCUGGGGGUCUACACUCUCAAAAUAUUCGAAUCUUCAUGUUCCAGCUGCUGCGAGGUCUCUCCUACAUCCACAGUCGCAGGAUCCUACACCGAGACCUGAAGCCUCAUAACCUGCUCAUCAGCUACCUUGGAGAACUCAAACUGGCUGACUUUGGUCUGGCUCGGUCCAAGUCCAUCCCCAGUCAAACAUUCUCUUCGGAGGUGGUGACGCUGUGGUACCGGCCCCCCGACGUGCUGUUGGGCUCCACAGAUUACUCCACAGCUCUGGACAUAUGGGGUGCUGGCUGCAUCUUUGUCGAAAUGCUGCAGGGGAUGCCGGCAUUCCCAGGAGUCUCUGACGAACUGGAACAGCUGCAGAAGAUCUGGGCGGUCCUGGGUGUCCCCACUGAGGAAAACUGGCCUGGAAUAAGUCUGUUGCCUAAUUAUAGUGAAGAGUGGUUUCUUCACUCCGAACCAAAAGAGUUUAGGACUGUUUGGAAAAGGUUGGAGCAGCUGCCCAAUAAAACUGAGGACUUGGUUGAGAAGAUGCUGAAGCUGGUUCCAGUAGAGCGGAUCUCAGCUCAGGAGGCCAUGCAGCACCCGUACUUCAGUAUUCUUCCUCCUCCCAUCAUGCACCUCAGAGACACAGUGUCCAUCUUCAAGGUUCCCGGUGUCCGUCUGGAGAUGGAGAUCAGAGACAUCUUUAAUCCUGGACGGAAGGUGUAACCAUCUCUGCAACCUGCU